CGGAUAUGAAGUUUAAAUAUGAAAAUAAAUAUCUUUACGUUUCCAAUUGCCAAUAUAACGUCUAUCUGAAAGCAUUCUAAAACUCGCAUCUAUUAAAAUGUAUGACUACGUCAGAUCUUUAGCGGUAUCGCCGCAAACUAUCAGCUAGGUGCACACGGUGAACGCUGAGGUUCAAAUCGUGCGCACUUCCCUAUCACGUCUGGCACCGCAUCACGGUGAAGCCUUUCUAGUGCUACAAUUAAUUAGCUUGACUAGCGGUUGUGCAGGGAAGCUAUUGGCUUUUAAUACAAACAUAUAUGUAGAGAAGGUUGAGUUAACAACUUUGCAAAAAAUGUCUGGAAGCGCGGGAGAGUGGUGUUUGAUGGAGAGUGACCCCGGAGUGUUUACAGAGCUCAUCAAAGGUUUUGGCUGCAAAGGUGCUCAGGUUGAAGAGAUAUGGAGUAUGGAGCCGGAGAAUUUCGAGAACUUGAAACCAGUUCACGGGUUGAUUUUUCUGUUCAAGUGGCAGCCUGGUGAAGAGCCAGCAGGCUCCAUUGUCCAGGAUUCAAGACUUGACCACAUCUUCUUUGCUAAACAGGUCAUUAACAAUGCCUGUGCCACCCAGGCGAUAGUCAGUGUUCUGCUCAACUGCUCACAUUCAGACAUGUUGCUUGGUGACACACUGACAGAGUUCAGAGAGUUUUCACAGAGUUUUGAUGCAGCGAUGAAAGGUUUGGCUCUCAGCAACUCUGAAGUGAUCCGACAAGUUCACAACGGUUUUGCCAGACAGCAAAUGUUUGAAUUUGAUGCAAAGUCCUCAGCGAAGGAUGAGGAUGCCUUUCACUUUGUGAGCUACGUUCCAGUAAAUGGCCGACUGUAUGAGCUCGAUGGACUUCGGGAGGGACCAAUCGACUUGGGUGUGUGCAAUCAAGAAGACUGGAUCAGCGCUGUUCGGCCCGUAAUUGAGAAGAGAAUACAGAAGUAUAGUGAAGGUGAAAUCCGAUUCAAUCUGAUGGCCAUCGUGUCAGACAGGAAGAUGAUAUACGAGAGGAAAAUUGCAGAGCUCCAGACCCAGCUAACUGAGGAUGAGCCAAUGGACACAGAUCAGAGCAGCACGUUUCUCAGCUCCAUUCAGUCAGAGAUUGCCAAGUACCAGCUCCUCAUUGAAGAGGAGAAUCAAAAACUCAAAAGAUAUAAGAUUGAAAAUAUCAGACGAAAGCACAACUACCUUCCGUUCAUCAUGGAGCUACUGAAGACACUGGCAGAGUACCAGCAGUUAAUACCACUGGUGGAGAAGGCAAAAGAGAAACAAAGCGCCAAAAAAGCCCAGGAGGCCAAGUGAGCAGCAAACAUUUCACCAGACCAGCCUCUGACACACACACAUGCACCAGAACCCCCCAGUCACUCUUUCAUCAGUGAGCUGUGUACAGAUCCUGUAUAUCAUCUGCCACAUUCAUAUGAAGUGUCGAGAGUGACCAGCAGCGCCUCACAGCUGACCAUCCAGAGUGCUGCGCUGCAGCCGGAGCAGAGACUACAACACGGCCUUCAUGUGUGUUCAUCAGUUUUAAUGCAUGAAUGAAGGAGAUAUGUGCUCAAAUUAUGUUCUGUCUUAUUUUCAUAAUAAAAUGUUGAGAUGUUUGUGAA
Messenger RNA from Menidia menidia (Atlantic silverside), 1623 nucleotides. The record is from the annotation of a GenBank genome assembly. NCBI's taxonomy places the organism in Eukaryota, Metazoa, Chordata, Actinopteri, Atheriniformes, Atherinopsidae.